This is a messenger RNA of Chiroxiphia lanceolata (lance-tailed manakin), 882 nucleotides long. Its product is annotated as tropomyosin beta chain-like. NCBI's taxonomy places the organism in Eukaryota, Metazoa, Chordata, Aves, Passeriformes, Pipridae. The coding region runs from base 1 to 855 and encodes 284 amino acids. The transcript has 9 exons. The record is from RefSeq and is a predicted model, not a curated record. Gene Ontology annotation, cellular component: actin filament. Gene Ontology annotation, biological process: muscle contraction; actin filament organization. Gene Ontology annotation, molecular function: actin filament binding.
AUGGAGGCCAUCAAGAAAAAGAUGCAGAUGCUGAAACUGGACAAGGAGAACGCCAUUGACCGCUCAGAGCAAGCGGAGGCCGACAAGAAGCAGGCGGAGGACCGCUGCAAGCAGCUGGAGGAGGAACAGCAGGGCCUGCAGAAGAAGCUGAAGGGCACAGAGGAGGAGGUGGAGAAGUACUCCGAGUCUGUCAAGGAGGCCCAGGAGAAGCUGGAGCAGGCGGAGAAGAAAGCUACAGACGCUGAGGCUGAAGUGGCUUCUCUGAAUCGCCGUAUCCAGCUGGUGGAGGAGGAACUGGACCGAGCUCAAGAACGCCUGACCACUGCCCUGCAGAAGCUGGAGGAGGCUGAGAAGGCAGCUGAUGAGAGCGAGAGAGGCAUGAAGGUCAUUGAAAACAGGGCCAUGAAGGACGAGGAGAAGAUGGAGCUCCAGGAAAUGCAGCUGAAGGAGGCGAAGCACAUAGCAGAGGAGGCUGACCACAAAUACGAGGAGGUUGCCCGCAAGCUGGUUGUCCUUGAGGGAGAGCUGGAGCGCUCAGAGGAGAGGGCAGAGGUAGCGGAGAGUAAAUGUGGUGAUCUAGAGGAGGAGCUGAAAAUUGUCACCAACAACUUGAAGUCCCUGGAGGCCCAGGCUGACAAGUAUUCCACCAAGGAGGACAAGUAUGAGGAGGAAAUCAAGCUUCUAGGUGAAAAGCUGAAGGAGGCUGAGACCCGUGCGGAGUUUGCAGAGCGGUCUGUGGCGAAGCUGGAGAAAACCAUCGAUGAUCUAGAAGAUGAAGUGUAUGCGCAGAAGAUGAAGUACAAAGCCAUCAGUGAGGAGCUGGACAAUGCACUUAAUGACAUCACCUCCCUCUGAGCCCCCUGCUGGGCACUAACAUCACAC